Molecule: messenger RNA, 1361 nt
Organism: Photinus pyralis (common eastern firefly)
Lineage: Eukaryota; Metazoa; Arthropoda; Insecta; Coleoptera; Lampyridae
Gene: DCP2
Product: m7GpppN-mRNA hydrolase
Exons: 3
Coding region: 125-1117 (330 amino acids)
Biological process (GO): nuclear-transcribed mRNA catabolic process, nonsense-mediated decay; deadenylation-dependent decapping of nuclear-transcribed mRNA
Cellular component (GO): P-body; cytoplasm
Molecular function (GO): manganese ion binding; 5'-(N(7)-methylguanosine 5'-triphospho)-[mRNA] hydrolase activity; RNA binding
Source: RefSeq, a predicted model, not a curated record
UCUUUCACAAAAACAAAUAUGUCUGAUAUGAAGUAUCAAAAUAAAUGGCAGAAAACAAUUUUUAAUUACUUUUCGUAGCUGUUAGGUUUAUUUUUUGUUUAAGUUACAAUUUUGUGAUAUACAUAUGACUGAAAUGAAUGAAGAAAGUAUAAUUAAGAUGAAGCAUUCGAUUCCUUUGGAUAUUUUAAGUGAUCUUUUAACGAGGUUUUUAAUACACGUUCCGCCCGAGUCGAAGCAAAACCUGAUCAGGAUAUGCUUUCAAAUUGAAUUGGCACAUUGGUAUUAUUUAGAUUUUUAUGUGGCUAACGACAGUACCUUGAAAGGUUGCAGUAUUACUGAAUUUGCGACUCACGUAUUUCAGCAUAUCCCUUCACUGCAACCGUAUUGCGAUAAGUUAAACGAAAUAAUGGACGAAUGGAGAGUGUACAAACAAUCUGUUCCAACCUAUGGUGCUAUUUUACUGUCAGAAGAUUUAUCGCACGUUCUGCUUGUACAAAGUUAUUUUGCUAAAUCGUCGUGGGGAUUUCCCAAAGGAAAAGUAAAUGAAGAGGAAGAUGCCACACACUGUGCCAUCCGUGAGGUUUUUGAAGAGACAGGUUUCGAUAUAACAAACUAUAUAGAUCCUAAUUUGUUCCUGGAGUCUAUAAUCCACGAACAGUUAGUCCGUUUAUACGUAAUUAUGGGUAUACCAAUGGACACGAAAUUUCAGCCAAAGACACGAAAUGAAAUUAAAGCGUGUGAGUGGUUUUCUAUUACCAAUUUGCCGAACAAUAAAAAGGAUGCCACUCCGAAGACGAAAGUUGGUAUAAAUCGUAAUGCUUUCUUUAUGGUAUGGCCGUUUAUAAAGAGAAUCAAAGCUAUAUCUCAAAGCAAUAUGAAACCAAAACGAAAUCGGCAAAAAUCAAACAGUACGAGUGAAGGUGAGAGUAGUACAAAGAACAAAAUUAACCAAAAAUUAGAUACUGACGAUAUGAAGUUCAUAAAGAGAUCUAAAGAACGGAAAAGCUCUCAUUCCAAAAGGCAACUGUUUAACACUGAUGAUAAGGUAGAAUUUAGCGCACCCUCUUGGUUGAAUUUUAAGUUUGAUAAAACCGCUAUUAUGGAGUGUAUUCCAUAAUUUUAAUUGAAGACUUGCUUGGCAACCGUAUUCUGCGUAUUACUGUCAAAGUAAAAAUAUUUUUAAUUUGUUGUAGCAAAUGAUUUUAUUCCUUGUUUUGUAAUAAUAUAUUGCUUUAGUUUAUAUUUUUUAGUUUACAAAAAUUUGAAAGUAUUGUAUUUUUUGGUUUGAAAAGAUAGUUCACGAGGUUUGAACUAAUAAGUACUAAAUUUUUAUUUCAGUGGAUCGUUUGUUACUACGUGCA